AUGUCUGACUUCCCACCUAACUUAUCGAUUCGCCCCUUGACAAUCGAAGAUCUCGAGCAAUGUAUUGAAUUGGAGAAUAAAGGAUUUCCCGAGGCCGAAAGGUGCACUCCAGAAAAGUUGAAGUACAGAUUGACCACAUGCCCGGAACUAUGUUCCGGUUUGUUCAUCAGGCAGUAUGGGUACAAGUACAAUGCUGUGAACUUACCUGAGGUCGCCGCUAAAUUGGAAAAGGAGAGGAAGGACAGCCCCGAAAAGGAAAGCGAGGCUGGAUCGAAGAAUGAGGAUGAUUUGGCUGAAGUAGAUGACGAAGACGAUGACAUCAGCUACGAAAAGCUACCUGUGAAGCUGUCUGUGGUCAACGAGACGCUUAUAGGCCACAUUAUUGCCACCAAAGUUUAUUCCAACAGAAUCACUGAGUCAUCGAUGAAACUUCCAUCAGCAGAAGAUCCUACUGCCGGCCACAUUGAGCAAUCGAGAAACAUUGGAGUCCACGGCUUAGUGAUUGACCCUAAAUGGCAAGGCAAGAACUUGGGCACUUUGUUGAUGCACGACUACAUCCAGAAGUUGUCGAACCAAGAUGUAGGAAACAAGGUUGUUAUCAUUGCCCACAAGGAAUUGGUUCCUUUCUAUGAGAAGAUUGGUUUCGUCAACCAUGGAGAGAGCGAGUGCAAGUUUGCUGGCAGCUCUUGGUUUGACAUGAGUAUCGAUUUGAUUGCUCAAGAGUAA
Clavispora lusitaniae ATCC 42720 is the source of this 726-nucleotide messenger RNA. Its product is annotated as polyamine acetyltransferase. Gene Ontology annotation, molecular function: aralkylamine N-acetyltransferase activity. The record is from RefSeq and is a predicted model, not a curated record. NCBI's taxonomy places the organism in Eukaryota, Fungi, Ascomycota, Pichiomycetes, Serinales, Metschnikowiaceae. Gene Ontology annotation, cellular component: cytoplasm.